This is a messenger RNA of Trypanosoma rangeli, 657 nucleotides long. RefSeq names its product glutamine-dependent carbamoyl-phosphate synthetase. The record is from RefSeq and is a predicted model, not a curated record. The transcript has a single exon. Bases 1 to 657 code for a protein of 218 amino acids. NCBI's taxonomy places the organism in Eukaryota, Euglenozoa, Kinetoplastea, Trypanosomatida, Trypanosomatidae.
AUGGAGGCCAUCCAGCGUGCAUUACAGGACAAACCGGUGCAUCGCCGUCCUCUUCUCAUGUUUCUUGAGCAGUUGCCGCUUAAUUGUUCUGCAAGUCGUUUUACGGGACGAGCCAAUAUGUUUAAGAGAUGCGAGGAUCUGACUGCACCGGUUGUCGUGCCAUUGUAUCGGCGUGUGCUCGCGGCAAUGGCCUGGCAUUUAAAUAUUCCUGUGGUUCCAACACAACACUUUUUCAAGGGGAGAUAUACCUACUGUACUCUGUCCGACGGGGUUCACAUGGAUCCUCCAUGCAUGAUGAUGGCACAACAUCACAUUUGGAACACGUAUUUGCUGCUGCGUAGAGAAAAGGUGAUUCAGGGACUACCAACAGGGAGUGGGCAGCUGCCCAACGCCAUGCGUUUUGUGGAGGAGGAGGAGUAUGUGGAGUGGCUCCUCCAGAUGGAUGGUCUUGAUAUGGGGAGCACGAGGAGGCGCUAUCCGUUCCGUGGGUUUAGUGUGAUCAUCCUUCUUGUCCUCUUGCCUUGUUUUCUUAUGUGGGCUUACAUUUUUGGAAGAUGCGUGCUGUUAUUUCUGGAGAAGAGAUACCUUCUCAGGCGCCACACACGUUUGGAAGAUGAUAUGAAUGACAACAAUGAUACAUGCAGUGGCACAAAGUGA